AUGAAAACUGCAGCACACACACACACAACAGCAGCAGCAGCAAUGUACUCGUACCCGCAGCAGCAGCAGCAGCAGCACCAGCAGCAGCUACAAGCGCAGCGACACGUCAACAGGACAGCAGAAAGAAGCAACCUGCAGUUCCAGCAGCAUCGCGAAGAACAGCAGCAGCAGCAGCAGCACCAAAAGCAGCAACAACAACAACCACCACCACCAUCACCACCACCACCACCACCAUCACCACCAGCAGCAACAGCAACAGCAGCAGCAGGAGCAGCAGCAGCAGCAGCAGCAGACCCUCUCUGGGUGUGGUCCUGA
Molecule: messenger RNA, 315 nt
Organism: Eimeria mitis
Lineage: Eukaryota; Apicomplexa; Conoidasida; Eucoccidiorida; Eimeriidae
Exons: 1
Coding region: 1-315 (104 amino acids)
Source: RefSeq, a predicted model, not a curated record